AGACGGAAUUCUCACUAAGCUCCCUUCUUCGCCAUUCACCACCCCUAGGUCUCUACGCCCUUCUCACCAAAACAACAAGCCAGGUCUUGGAAAUUUUUUCUAAACCCAAAUUCUAAGGAGAUUCCUCAAUGCCGUCAUCCUCGAUUUCACCCCUUGUCCUGCGGCACGUAACCAAUGCAUGCCAUGAUUCAGGGCCUCUGAUCCCGCCUCUCUGCAUCCCCCAUGGACCAGGCAGUGUGGUUCAACAUGUCGACCUUCAACGGCAUCAUCCAUGAAUUCACAGACAUAAGGGUUGAUUUCUUCCGCGGCUUCGGCCUCCAACCCCCACUGGCCUGCUUCCUGAGCCACGUGCACACUGACCAUCUGGCCGGGCUAGAUAGGCUCAGAAGCCCCUUCGUCUAUUGCUCGGCCGCAACUAGGGAGAUUCUGCUUCGCCUCGAGAGGUACCCUUGCCGGUUGAACUAUGCCAGGGGCAUCUUCGAGGAUCCGCGGAUGCAGACAUAUAAGCACCUUGCCAAAGUUCUAAAGCCGAUUCCUCUCGAUACUCCUACUGAGCUUGAGCUGAAACCCGGCGUACGCAUCCAGGUCACGCUUCUCGAUGCCAACCACUGUCCUGGUGCUGUGAUGUUUCUGAUUGAGGGCGACGGCAAAGCCAUCCUUUACACAGGGGAUAUGAGGAGUGAACCAUGGUUCGUUAGCUCGGUCGCUCGGAGUCCUGCCAUGAUUGAGUACUCGACAGGGUUAAAGACUCUCGACCGUAUCUAUCUCGAUACGUCGAUUUUGGACGACUUUCCGCUGCAGACCAAGGCCGAGGGGCUCAGUGAGCUCCUGGGGAAAGUUUCCCGAUAUCCUAAAGACACCAUAUUCCAUAUCAAAGCGUGGACUUACGGGUAUGAAGACGUCUGGGUUGCCCUGUCGAAGGCCUUAGGCUCGAAGAUCCACGUGGACAAGUACAAGAUGGGCAUAUACAAGUCACUCGUAACAAAGUCGACAGAUAACCGCUUCGCUGCUCAGACUCAUCUGACGAAGGAUGCCCCAUAUCUCGUGGGGUUCACCUGCGGCAAUAUUCAGCGAGAGGGGUGUCUGACACUAGACGAAGACGUAAGGAUUCAUAGUUGCGAGAAAGGGAUGGGAUGUCAUGUUACAGAAGUAAAACCGAUAGUCUGGAUUCAGCCCAUCGUGGCACACCUUGAAAAUGCCCGAGAUAUGGUCGAAGUUGGCAUCGGUGGAGGCGGCGAUGACCUUGCCCAGAAGUUAACGCUCGACCCAGAGGAUAUCUCAAAACUGAUCGACAUAGUCCGCGACAAGAACGAAUUGGUGGCUCAGCCAGGGAACGAGAUCAAGGACAUCCUCGAGAAUGCUCUAAUCGGCUUUCGGGAGGUUGUCCUCGAUUUAGACGCCCCCGAGUUUACCAAAGAAGAAUCCUUCAAGGAGAUCAUAGCGUCGCUGGUCAAGAAAGCGAAGGCGAUCUGCAACCCGAUCCGAAGUCUUGGUGACCAAGGAGAACAUCACAACGCACUUCCCAAUCACAUAGUCUUCCCGUACGCGAGACACUCGUCUCUGCCCGAACUGCGGCACUUCGUCGAGACUUUCCGGCCCAAGGACAUCUGGCCGUGCACGGUCAACCCGCGGUCCUGGAACAAGAGGGGCAUCACGAUGCGGGGGCUCUUCGGGGACUGCUGCUCUGGCGACAGCUUUGAGCACGAUGCGCUAAUGGAGCGGUGGUCGAGCCUUGGACGCAGCUCGCGGGAAAGAGAAGGCAAGCCAGGGGCAGACUUCGACACGCAGUCGACCUCGGCUCACCCCGACGCCUCAAGCCAACCGACCCCACCUGCUGACUCCCCCGCGGUAGACGAGCCCAACGAUGGGAGUUGCACACCAGCAGACGAUGGGCCGCUAGCGGAGGACGUAAGCUGCCCUGGCCCCGCGCUCACGCCGGAAACAACCAGGUCGCCGCCACCGCCGCCGAGUAAGCGUGACCACGACGCAUUCCUCCUAGAUAGUCAGGGAGCCGAGACAGACUCCUACAGCGACGCCGAUCUCCAGGACUCCCAAGCCUCGGCGCUGUCCGCGCACGCGUACGAGACGAGGCUGCACGCCUUCCUGACGGCCCGGGCCAACGUGGAGGGCGGUGGCGCCUGGGGGACCAUCAAUCUGAUAUCCACGACGGACAACCACAGCGUGAUAGAGCCGGAGCUUGGAGGGCCGUAAGUGCGCAUGCAUAUUCGUAGAAUAUAAAUAUAGAAAGGUGAAGGGAAAAUAGCGAUAGAGAAGCCUUGAGCGGUUGCUAAGCACGAGGCGUUAACACGGAUAUUCAUCCUUUGGGCGUUGGGAGAACACCCAUGUGGCAUGGGGGCAUAUACGUAUACACACGCGCAAUACAGAUUUUAACCCGGCUUAGCCUGCGAGAUUCCUCGUCUUC
Molecule: messenger RNA, 2422 nt
Organism: Durotheca rogersii
Lineage: Eukaryota; Fungi; Ascomycota; Sordariomycetes; Xylariales; Xylariaceae
Product: Metallo-hydrolase/oxidoreductase
Exons: 7
Coding region: 223-2211 (662 amino acids)
Biological process (GO): double-strand break repair via nonhomologous end joining; interstrand cross-link repair; protection from non-homologous end joining at telomere
Molecular function (GO): 5'-3' DNA exonuclease activity; damaged DNA binding
Source: RefSeq, a predicted model, not a curated record